AGCCAAUACACGUAUUUGAAUCCCUGUCUUUAUGAAACCCCUUUUGUUUUAGACAUUUCAAAACUAACUAAAGGAGUGAUUGGUUUCUAUUCAGUAUACUCAUAGUGCAUCACUUGAUACUCCUUGGCCUGGUUCUAUGCUCGUCCGAAUCAGUCGGGUGUCCUCUCCCGCGUUGUCUCCCUUCUCUCUUCAUCUGAAGAAAAUCCAAAAUGAAAAGCUAUCUAUCGUUGGCAGGUAACUUGAUAGAAAUUGUUAAAGAUGCACUUUCGGGGUCGGGGCUGACAUGGGUGACUGUUCUGAUUACCCUGGCCGUUACUUGCAUCACUACACGUAUCAUCACGGACUUCCAAUCCCAUUCUAGCAAGACAGGUCCUGGGGACUACUGGCCUGUGAGAGUGGCCCCAUACUGGCUUCCAUGGAUUGGGCAUAGUCUAUCAUUUGCGUGGAAUAUGACGAGCUGCGUGAGACAAGCUAGGGACUACAUGGGUGAGCCCGUCUUUGGCAUUAUCCUUGGUGGUGUUAAACAAAAUGUGGUGGCUUCGCCUUCUAUGGCCCAGUCUGUGCUUGCAUUUCGAGGCGCAUCCAAUUCCCCGUUCAUCGACCGUGUAAUGGAGAGGGUUUUCGGCGAUUCAGGCACAGUGCGUAAGAUGAGUCCUGCUGAUCGGCAAGAGCUCCAUCAAUAUGUCAGCCAUUUCCUCCAGGAGCCGUUCAUCACUGAAGCUACGACUGCGUUUGUUCGUCGGAUUCAGCGUGAAACCCCAAAUCUGGUGACUUUCUCCUGGAGUAUGGUGGAUCAGACGCCUUGGGAACGUGCAAGUGAAGUCACAGUCAAAAACACCGACGGCAAAAAUGUUUGCGAAGCUAAUCUAUUUGCUCUGGUGCGGAAUUUUGCUGCGCAAAUCACCACGGGCGGAUUUUUUGGCCAGGCCAUAUUAGAGGAUUUCCCAAACCUAUUCGAUGAUCUGUGGAUCUUGGAUAGUCAGUUCUCAACUCUGUCGAAAGGUGCACGUCGUUGGCUACCAAUUCCGGGACUCCCUGCGGCAUACAAGGCCCGGAGUCGACUUUUGCAGGCGUUGGCGACUUUCCAAGAAGCUUUCAUCGCUUGGGAUAAUGGUAGAGACCCUGGUGUGAAAUUUCGUGAUCUCGAUGAUGUUGCAGAGCCAAUUAAGCAAAGGGCCCGUGCUAUGCACAGAAUGGGCUUUUCAUCGCUGGCCAGCGCAUCAGCACAUCUAUCUAUGCUAUGGGCCAUGAAUGGAAAUACGACGAAUAUUGUGUUUUGGAACUUAAUUCGCGUGUACGCUGAGCCUCCGCUGUUGGAAGACAUUCGGAAAGAAAUUGCUCCUUAUGUGAAGGCAUCCCGACCCAGUCUUGAGGAGACUGGAUUUCCGUUCGAAGAGCCUCCUCAAAUCAAAAUUGACUCUCAGGGACUGUUCACUUCUUGUCCUCUAUUGAAAGCCAGCUUUUACGAGACCUUGCGUUUGGAUUCUGCAGGGUUUUCACUCAAGGAACUUGACUCCGACCUGACCCUUACAGAAUCUAAAGAGGAUGCUGCCAUUGAUGGGUUAAAACAACCUCGGGUAUACAAACUUUCCAAAGGCGACGGUAUUGCAAUCUCGCAUGGUGCCCUCCAGAACGAUUUUCGUUACUUCUCGAACCCAAGCCAAUAUGAUCCCUUAAGAUUCAUCACGACAGACCCCGACACGGGCGCCAAACGGGCCGAGAUUCACACCAUCAAGCCGUUUGGUGGUGGCUUAACGAGAUGCAAGGGGCGUGUCCUGGCAGAGAGGGAGAACUUGGUUUUCAUUGCUACAAUUGUCUCCAUGUGGGACAUUGAACCGGUGCGCGGAAAGCAGUUGGUUAUCCCAACGCGCAAGGCAUCUCCGGGAACAUUUUCACCAAAGAAAGAUGUCAGAGUGCGGAUGACGACGAGAGUAUAAACGAUGAACUCUAUUUUAAUUUUACUUUAGUUAAUUUAGUUUUAUUUUUAUUUUUUGUUUGAUAAGUAGAGGGAAUUGUGGCAUAUGUGUGGCUGUUUCAAAAUUCAAAUUAGGCCUUACGACAAUGAUUCAUAGACAGAUAUAAUGGUUUUAUGUGUAGAC
Molecule: messenger RNA, 2099 nt
Organism: Aspergillus ruber CBS 135680
Lineage: Eukaryota; Fungi; Ascomycota; Eurotiomycetes; Eurotiales; Aspergillaceae
Product: cytochrome P450
Exons: 2
Coding region: 210-1937 (575 amino acids)
Molecular function (GO): monooxygenase activity; iron ion binding; heme binding
Source: RefSeq, a predicted model, not a curated record